Molecule: messenger RNA, 1452 nt
Organism: Morone saxatilis (striped sea-bass)
Lineage: Eukaryota; Metazoa; Chordata; Actinopteri; Moronidae
Gene: slc2a1c
Product: solute carrier family 2, facilitated glucose transporter member 1
Exons: 10
Coding region: 1-1452 (483 amino acids)
Biological process (GO): monosaccharide transmembrane transport
Cellular component (GO): membrane
Molecular function (GO): hexose transmembrane transporter activity
Source: RefSeq, a predicted model, not a curated record
AUGGCAGCCAAGGAGAGCCAUCUGACAGCCACACUCCUGACAUCCAUCGUGGCAGCGGUGCUCGGCUCCCUGCAGAUUGGCUACCACACCGGCAACGUCAAUGCUCCAGCCAAGAUCAUCGAAGAGUUUUUCAACCACACCUGGAGAGCAAGACACAACCAGUCGAUGCCAGAUCACAGCCUGACUCUCCUGUGGUCGCUCUCUGUCAGCAUUAAAGACUUUGGAGCCCUGCUGGGCUCGCUGGGAGUCAAAUACCUGGCAGAUUCUUACGGAAGACGUAACUCCAUCCUCAUAGUGAACUUUCUCUCUGUGGUGGGAGCAUGUUUGAUGUCCGCCUCCAAAGCCAGCAAGUCAUUUGAGGUCCUCAUCAUGGGACGGUUGGUGUUCGGCCUCUUCUGCGGCCUGGUGAUGAGUCUUAAUCCGCUCUACAUCCAGGAAGUGUCUCCCACAAACCUGAGAGGGGCCUUCGCUACACUCAAUCAGGUGUCCUUCGCCUUGGGCAUCCUGGUGGGAAUGGUGGCUGGUCUGGAGACAGCGUUGGGUACAGAGCAUCACUGGGCAAUGAUGCUGUCCCUGUCUCUUAUCCCGGCCCUGACACAGUACCUGGUCUUACCUUUCUGCCCUGAGAGCCCUCGCUACCUGCUCAUCAACCAGGGAGAGGAAAAGAAGGCAGAGACUGCCCUGCUGAGGCUGAGAGGCAGCGAAGACAAGGCGUUUCCUGAGCUGGAAGAGAUGAAGGAAGAGGCCGCCCGCACUCAGACCGGAGUCACCAUCCACGAGUUCUUCAAGAAGGGCCGCUACAAGCAACCAAUCAUCAUCGUCCUCAUCAUCAACUUGGGCAGCCAGCUGUCAGGAUUCAAUGCGAUCAUCAAUUAUUCCACCCGAAUGUUCCAGGCCAAGUUUGACCAGGCCAAAUACCUGACUCUGGGCGUGGGGGCUGUCAACGUGACCUUCACAUUGGUGGCAUUCUUCCUGAUGGAAAGGGCAGGAAGGAGGAAGUUGCUCCUGACUGGUUUCAUCUCCAUCGCAGUGUGCAACUUACUCAUGACCAUAGUCGAUUCUGUCCUGCACCUGGUCCCAGAGCUGCGGAGCCUGCAGGUUCUGCUGGUUUUCUGCCUGAUUUCAGCCUACGAGCUGGGUCCUGGCCCCAUCUCUUGGUUCAUCGCUGCUGAGCUGUUCGACCAGCCUGGCAGACCCAUCGCCAUGGCCUUCACCAGCAUGCUUAACUGGGGAGGGAAGUUUGUUCUGGCACUACUCUUUCCUCCAUUACUGAAAAUCUGCGGUGCGUAUGUCUACCUCCUCUUCAUGACUGUGGCUGUUAUUGCCUUCACCUUCACCUGGAUUCGCCUCCCGGAGACAAAAGGGCGCACGUUCGAUGACAUUGCAGAGGAGUUCAGAGGCUCGGAGGGAAUUCCUUUGCACAAUAAGGCCGGAUUCAAUACUUUCAACUGA